Hemicordylus capensis (graceful crag lizard) is the source of this 2013-nucleotide messenger RNA. It is a transcript of the gene MFF, whose product is annotated as mitochondrial fission factor. The transcript has 9 exons. Gene Ontology annotation, biological process: positive regulation of mitochondrial fission. The record is from RefSeq and is a predicted model, not a curated record. Gene Ontology annotation, cellular component: peroxisome; mitochondrial outer membrane. The coding region runs from base 331 to 1290 and encodes 319 amino acids. NCBI's taxonomy places the organism in Eukaryota, Metazoa, Chordata, Lepidosauria, Squamata, Cordylidae.
GCUCUAUGGGGACAAUCAGGGUCGUUUGUUAUUUUUCUUCUCCCCCCCGCCACUUUUUUUUUUUUGGUUCCGGGUCUGUUCUAGCUAAAGUGUUCCGAGCUGCUUUUAUGGCCUGCUGCUAACGGCCCCCUGAAGGAAGGACGGAGCCUGAGGCGGCCGGAGCGGAUCCCCGGGACCAGGCAACCGCCCUCCCGCCGGCCUCAGGCUCGAAAAGCAGUUGUCAUGCUGUCUUAUGUACAAAAGUUCCACUGUUUAGGGAAACUGUUACGUAAAGUAAGCAGUGCUGCAGUGUAGUAAUAUUUGAUAAAAACGUACCAAGCCAACGCCAAAAUGAGCAAACGAACAAGCAGUGACAUGCCUAUAGGAAGGAUGAGUGCAGCAGCAUUUCCAUCUCCAGCUGCUGAAAUGGCAGAAAUGAAUAGAAUUCAAUAUGAAAUGGAAUAUACUGAAGGGAUCAACCAGAGAAUGAGAGUUCCAGAAAAGCUCAAAGUCGCUCCACAAAAUGCUGACCUUGAGCAGAGUGUUGAUGAUGGAGGACUUCCGCAUGCCAGUGUAACAAUGCAGGUGCCAGAACGGAUUGUAGUGACAGGCACUAGUGAAGACAUUCCACUUUCCAGGCCACCAGAUCUAGAUCUUCUCCAGUCAACUCCAUUCAAGCCUCUGUCACUGAAAACACCUCCACGCGUUAUCUCACUCAGUGAGCAACCACUAGAUUUCCUGGAUCUAGAGAGGGCUCCUUCUCAGACUCCUCAAAAUGAAGAGCUUCGCUUAGUAGGAAGGCUGAAAAGAGAACGUUCCAUGAGUGAAAAUGCAACUCGUCAAAAUGGUCAAUUGAUCAGAAAUGAAUCUAUUGUGACACCAUCACCUCAACAGAUUCGUGUCUGUCCUCCUCAAAUGUUCUCUGAAGAUGGGACUAAUCUUUACUCUGCUCGGGGCAUUUUGUCGCUUAUCCAGUCUUCUACCCGUAGGGCUUACCAGCAAGUCUUGGAAGUGCUGGAUGAAAAUCGCAGGCCAGUGUUACGUGGUGGGUCGUCUGCUGCCACUUCCUCUAACCCUCAUCAUGACAGCGCCAGAUACACUCUUUCAAAUGUGGAUACAACAUUUGAGGGAACACCAGAAGAUAUGACAGUUGUGGAUGCUGCUUCUUUAAGACGACAGAUAAUCAAACUUAAUCGCCGUCUACAGCUUCUGGAAGAAGAAAACAAAGAACGCGCUAAAAGAGAAAUGAUCAUGUACUCAAUUACUGUCGCUUUCUGGCUACUAAAUAGCUGGCUUUGGUUUCGGCGCUAGAGAUGUCCAUAAUACUUCGAAAAAAAUUGAUUGGAUGGUUGGGAAAUAUAAUUUGCAAAGUCCUUUGUUUCUAUUUCUGAAUUGUAUGGUGACUUAUGAUCCAUGCACUGGAAACUUCUGCCACAGUAGACUGCUGUAACAUAAUAGUACAGUGUUAAAGGGAUACCUGGACAAUUCUAUUUAUUUUUUCAUAUUUGUUGUAACAUCUGGUUACCCCCUUUUGCAUGCCUCGAUGUACAUUUGAAUUGAAUUAUUUUGCAAAAGGAAUUGCCUUGUUUCAACCUAAUGAAGGUGUCCUGCUGACAACUCUGUCAGAAGAAGAAAACGUUGGAUUUUUUAAAAAUUCUGCAAAAUAGCAUAACUUAAAGUAUGAAUUUCUCAUUGUUGUUCCAUUAUUAAAUGCAGCAGCUUUAUAGCUAACCUCAUUGCACUUGUUUUCUUUUAGCCAAAUUGAACACAGUAGUCUGCCAGAUUAGCAUCCUAGCUCAUGCGUAUCUCUUCUUCAAGCACAUGUACAUAUUGACUAAAAUACAUUACUUGCUAAUAUGUCAACAGAAUAUCUAGAGGUGUAUGUAAGAUGUGUUUUAGCUUUAGUUUUGCAAAUGUUUUUUCUAAAUAAAUGAAUAAAUACAUUUUUAAGCAAGUCGACAGAUCACAUAAGUGAUCUAAAGAUUAUGGCAGAAAUAACAAUGGGGAUGUAUUUAAUAAAACAGUCAACCCAAA